AUGCGGUCUUCAAUAUUGGUUCCGAGCCUCUUCCUCAUCACAUCCUUCACACAAUCCGCGAGUGCAUUGAAAGCUCUACCGGGUUCACCAUGUGCAUCGAAAUGCGGCAAUGUUUUAGGAGGAACCUCAGGAGAGAAUGAUAUCGUGUGUCAGAAUACGGACUAUACAAGUUUGAUUGGAACAACAUACUCUGGUUGCGUGGGAUGUCAAUUGACGAGUACUUUUGUUGAUCCUUCAACGAAUGAGACGGAUUUGGAAUGGGGUUUAUAUAAUUUGAGAUAUGCAAUGAGUUGGUGUCUCUUCGGCUUCCCAAAUAAUACAGAUGUGGAAGACACGCCAUGUAUAACGUCUCUAUCGUGUGCUCCAAUGAAGGAUGCCAUCGAAUACGGAAAUUUAACGACAGAUGCCCAAACUGAAUAUGGCUAUUGUUCAGACAUCGCUACGAAUCAAAUCGCCGAAUGUCAGAACUGUCUCGAGAUCUUGACAGCGACAUAUUAUCUGAACAAUUUUUACACUCUCCUCUAUGGAGCCUGUGAUCAACAACCCGCACCAGGCUCAACAUUAUCCUUCCAAGGUUCGCCCUUUUCCACAACUCAACUAAAUAUGACAUCUCCCACUCCCACCGCCGUACCCGGUCAAACCUAUUCCGGCCUCUCUCUCAAUGCACGAAUCGGAGUCGCAGUAGGAAUAAUUGUCUUCGCCCUCUUCAUCACCGGGUUCUGCAUCGUAUUCAAUGGCCGCCGUCGCCGUCGCCGCAUUCUUCGUCAACAUCAACUCGAUACCGGCUAUGCGGCUUGGAAAAACGCACACGACGUCGAUGGAAUCGGCGGCCAUAUUCCUGUAAAUGAAGUAGAUAGUGCAGUCUCUAAUAUGACAUCCGGAUCAGGUGGAUUCUUUGAUAGUCCUAAUUCCCAAAAACCUCUACAGCCGAAUUAUUGGGGCCAACAACAACCUCAUGGGGGAAAUUUCAAUGGGCCUGCUGUCAUGACGCCGAUUGAAGACAGUCCCAUAACUCCCAUGGCUGAGAAGGUGUACCUGUCUCCUUAUUCCUCACCAUAUAGUAGUCCGGCCACAGCAUCUACAGACGCAAAUAUGAGGAGCCCUAAUAUUGAUCAGUGGCCUAUGGAUCGAAAGGGAAGUUUCGGCCAGAGCAGUUUCGGUCAAGGAGGAGGCAGUAUGGCCGAAAGACUUAAGGCUCGAGAGAGGGAAAGAGCAAGGAGGAAGAAAGAAGAGGAAGUGAUGAAUGAGCGCAAUCACAUCGAGUUGCAGAAUAUGCAACAUUUCCAGAACCAAAACAUGGCUCCAGUUUUGGGGCAUCCGGGAUAUGGAAGGGAUCGAGAUGGGGUAAGAGGAUUAAAUAGUGAGGAUGCGAGGAGAGGUGAUGCGCUUUAA
Messenger RNA from Botrytis byssoidea, 1392 nucleotides. RefSeq lists its product as uncharacterized. The coding region runs from base 1 to 1392 and encodes 463 amino acids. The transcript has 2 exons. NCBI's taxonomy places the organism in Eukaryota, Fungi, Ascomycota, Leotiomycetes, Helotiales, Sclerotiniaceae. The record is from RefSeq and is a predicted model, not a curated record.